AAGCCCCUCGCCCGCUUUACUGCAGAUGGACAUGGAGGAGGAGGAGGCGAACGCACGCCGGGACGCCGAGCGGAGCGCGUCGUGCGCCGCCGGAGCUGGAGCCGGAGGAGCCGGAGCCGGAGGAGCGCCGGGCGGUGCGUCAGCGGCAGCGUCGGAUCGGUGCAGGAGCAGCGAGCCUCCUCGUAGUCCUCCGGCUGACGUGACUUGUAAUAACAACAGCGGCUCUGGAGCCGCAUGUGGAGGUCAGCUCAGCUCCGACGCGGCGGAGGUGGCGGAGAAGGAGAAGGAGGAGGCGGAUGGCAGCCGGUCGCGCUCGCAGCCCAGGGAGGGCGCCGGUAACGGGACGGUGCGCGGCGGCGGCGGCGGCGACUCGGCGCUGGCUCCAGGAAAUAACGAGGGUGGUGCCACAAAGUUGGGCGACGCCGCAAAGGAGAGCGCGUCCUCCUCUCCGGGAGGAGGAACGGCCGCGGGGAGCGCGAACGCGCCGCGGCGCCUUGGCGGUCACCCGCGGUGUGCGGGCGGCGCUGGAGUCGCGGGGAACGUCGCCCCGGUGAAGAGCGAGCAGAUCUCCUCCGAGGAGCCGCCGAGUGGGAGUGACCCCGAGCCGAGUCCUGCCGCCGAAUCCCGGAGCCUGGACUCGCUGGACUCCUUCUCCAACCUGACCUCCUGCCCCAGCUCCGAGGCCACCAGCGACGGGCCGGAGGACAGAGGACUGGCGCUGGCCCUGCAGAGCGAGUACGAGAAGGACGGCGGCAAACAGUCCUGCAGCAAGGAGCGGGGAGCGGGACAGUCCAUCUACCACAUCAAGUGGAUCCGCUGGAAAGAGGAGAACACGCCCGUCAUCACCCAGAACGAGAACGGGCCCUGCCCGCUGCUCGCCAUCAUGAACGUGCUUCUACUCACCUGGAAGGUCAAGAUGCCUCCUAUGAUGGAAAUCAUAACUGCUGAACAACUGAUGGAGUACCUCGGAGACUACAUUCUGGACACCAAACCUAAAGAGAUCUCUGAGGCCCAGCGGCUAAACUACGAGCAGAACAUGAGCGACGCCAUGGCAGUGCUGCACAAGCUCCAGACCGGCCUGGACGUCAACGUCAAGUUCACGGGCGUGCGCGUGUUCGAGUACACGCCGGAGUGCAUCGUCUUUGACCUGCUGGACAUCCCGCUCUACCACGGCUGGCUGGUCGACCCCCAGAUGCGGGACAUUGUUAAAGCAGUGGGUAACUGCAGCUACAAUCAGCUGGUGGAGAAGAUAAUCUCCUGCAAACAGUCGGACAACAGCGAGUUGGCGGGGGAAGGCAUCGUAGCAGAACAGUUUCUGAACACCACGGCCACUCAGCUGACGUACCACGGCUUAUGCGAGCUCACGUCGGCGGUGCAGGAGGGCGAGCUCUGCGUCUUCUUCAGGAACAACCACUUCAGCACCAUGAUCAAACACAAGGGGCAGCUAUACCUCCUGGUUACAGACCAGGGUUUCCUGACCGAGGAGAAGGUCGUGUGGGAGAGCCUCCACAACGUCGACGGAGACGGAAAUUUCUGCGACUCCGAAUUUCGACUUCGGCCUCCUUCCGACCCGGAGACGGUGUACCGGGGACAGCAGGACCAGAUAGACCAGGACUACCUGAUGGCGCUGUCGCUGCAGCAGGAGCAGCAGAGUCAGGACCUGCAGUGGGAGCAGCUCCCGGAGGGCAUCAGCGACCUGGAGCUGGCCAAGAAGCUCCAGGAGGAGGAGGACAGGCGGGCCUCCCAGUACUACCAGGAGCAGGAGCAGGAGCAGGCGGCGGCCGUGGUAGCAGCCCAGGUGCAGCAGGGUCAGCAGGAGCCGGCAGGAGGAGACGAGGAGGACAGAGGAGCUGCAGGGGGAGCUGCGCCCAGCCCAGGAAAACAGUGCUCCGCUGGAGAAAGCAAACCCAAGAAAGAAUCAAAGGAGAAAGACAAAUGUGUUAUUUUGUAACAUAGAUUGUGCGCGUGCGUGUAUGUGCGUGUGUGCGUGUGUUUUACUUAUCUGUGAGAAAGGGGACGGCGUUUGUUUCUACACUGACGUGACACACCAGGCCGCCUCCACCCACCCCCCUCGACAGAACCGUGACGGAGGUCUGGAAGGAGAAAUCUCUGCAGAGAGAGGGAGAGGGAGAACGACAGGACAAACCACUGGUGCCUGCUAUCCUCUGUCCUCGGUGGACUCUGGACACCGGAGGAUGAGACACUUUGAAAAAUACCACUAACUGUUCAUCGAGUCUGCCAGACUUUUAGGAGUGAGGCGGUGCACUACAGCCUCCAUCCGCAGCGUGGUGCAGUACAGCCUCCAGCCGCAGCGUGGUGCAGUACAGCCUCCAGCCGCAGCGUGGUGCAGUACAGCCUCCAGCCGCGGCGUGGGUUCACAUGAAGUGGGGGUCCGUAUAUUUUCUAGCAUUAGAUGAAAUCCGAGGAAACAAAAUGUCACCCUCUCGUUUGUCAUUUUCCCAAGAGAAUCAUUGUCCUUUUUUUUCAAUUAUUGGAGUUUAUAAGCUAUUUUUUUGCAUCGAUAAUUACAGAACGUAUAUCCGU
Lampris incognitus (smalleye Pacific opah) is the source of this 2544-nucleotide messenger RNA. It is a transcript of the gene mindy2, whose product is annotated as MINDY lysine 48 deubiquitinase 2. The coding region runs from base 26 to 1951 and encodes 641 amino acids. The record is from RefSeq and is a predicted model, not a curated record. Gene Ontology annotation, cellular component: cell periphery; cytosol. NCBI's taxonomy places the organism in Eukaryota, Metazoa, Chordata, Actinopteri, Lampriformes, Lampridae. The transcript has 9 exons. Gene Ontology annotation, molecular function: cysteine-type deubiquitinase activity; K48-linked deubiquitinase activity; cysteine-type carboxypeptidase activity. Gene Ontology annotation, biological process: protein K48-linked deubiquitination.